Zootoca vivipara (common lizard) is the source of this 8542-nucleotide messenger RNA. RefSeq names its product fms related receptor tyrosine kinase 4 (gene FLT4). The record is from RefSeq and is a predicted model, not a curated record. Gene Ontology annotation, molecular function: ATP binding; growth factor binding; transmembrane receptor protein tyrosine kinase activity. Gene Ontology annotation, cellular component: signaling receptor complex; plasma membrane. Gene Ontology annotation, biological process: regulation of MAPK cascade; vascular endothelial growth factor receptor signaling pathway; protein phosphorylation. Lineage: Eukaryota; Metazoa; Chordata; Lepidosauria; Squamata; Lacertidae.
UCCGCCCCUCACACCGGCUCGGCCGCCUCGCGCAAAGACGAAGCAGCUCCUGGCCGAGCUGCUGCGCCGGGGCAAACUUGGCCAAGCCACUCCAGCGGGAUUUGCUCGCGGCAGCGGGAGGAAAAGGAAAGGGAAGCGCGCCUGAGGCACCGAGAGAGCGCGUCCACUCUGCUCUAGGCGGACGGAGGAGGCACAGCCUUGCGCCACGCGGGGGUAAGGAGCCGCGAGAGCGGCCAGCGUUGCGCCGGCCCUCGAGCAGAAGCAACCGCAGAACCACCGUUGCCAGACGUGGCUUCGCCUGCUGCUGCAGCCCUUUCGCGACGGGCCCUCGCCCCGGCGCUGGAAAUGAAGAGAGUGUGCACGCUCUCCCUCUGGCUCUGGAUCGGCAUCGUCUCGGAAGCAGAUCUAGUGAGUGGCUAUUCUAUGACCCCACCCACUCUCAGCAUCACAGAAGAAGAAUACGUGAUCAACGCUAAGGACACACUGAAUAUUACUUGCAGAGGGCAGCACCCCCUGGAGUGGUCGUGGCCUGGAGGCCAAGAGGACACCAUCCAGAUUGGGAAGGAGAGCGAAUCAGUGGUGUUGGUGAGUCUCGACGGUGUCCAAACAGUCAAGGAAGAGGAUUGUGAGGGCACUGACACAAAGCCCUACUGCAAGGUCUUGACACUGACAGGGACUCAGGCUAACGACACGGGCUACUACCGCUGUUACUACAAGUACAUCAAAGCCAAAAUCGAGGGCACCACUGCAGUCAGCACCUAUGUAUUUGUGAGAGAUUAUGAGCGGCCAUUUAUCAAUAAACCAGAGGCUCUUCUUAUCUACAAGAAGGAGAAUAUCUGGGUCCCAUGCCUGGUAUCUAUUCCAGACCUUAACAUCACUUUGCUCUCGACAACCUCUCCCAUAUAUCCAGACGGGAAGAACAUUCUUUGGGACAACAAAAAAGGAAUGCUGGUCCCCACUCACCUGAUCAAGGACUCCUUGUUUGUUGAGUGCGAAACUUUCAUUGAUAUGAAGCCCCGCAAAUCAAGUUUCUUCCUUGUCCACAUUGCAGGGAAUGAACUUUAUGACAUCCAGUUGUUUCCAAGGAAGGCCAUGGAGCUUCUAGUGGGAGAAAAACUAUAUCUCAACUGUACAGUAUGGGCUGAGUUUAAUUCGGGAGUUGAUUUCCAGUGGGAUUACCCUGCGAAACAGAUGAACCGGAAAGUCACAGAACUGCCUGAGAGGCGCUCCCAGCAGACACACACUGAACUUUCCAGCAUCCUGAUCAUCCAAAAUGUGAGCCUACAAGACCUGGGAAAAUAUACAUGCAAGGCUAGCAAUGGGGAGCAAGACUUGAAGGAGAGCAUAGAUGUCAUCGUACAUGAGAAACCCUUCAUCAAUGUGGAGUGGAGGAAGGGUCCAGUGAUUGAAGCAACAGCAGGAGAUGAAAUGGCGAAGCUGCCGGUGAAAGUGGUUGCCUACCCCCAGCCUGAAUUCCAGUGGUUUAAGGAUGGAAGGUUAAUUUCCAACAGGCAGUCUCAAUAUUCCCUGCAGAUCAAGGAUGUGGCAGAGCAGAACUCUGGCUCCUACACGUUGGUUCUGAAGAAUGGGCCAGCUGGACUGGAGAAGAGCAUUAGUCUCCAGCUGGUAGUCAAUGUUCCUCCACAAAUCCAUGAGAAAGAAGCAACUUCGCCCAACAUCUAUUCCCGUAAAAGCCGGCAGGUGCUCACCUGCACUGUGUAUGGCAUCCCAGCACCAGAGAAGAUCCAGUGGCAGUGGAGACCUUGGACACCCUGCCCAAUGUUCUCCCGUCACAAUCUUAGCAGGAGGAGGACUGUCCGGCGCCAUCAGCGAGACCGGAUGCCCGAGUGUAAGGACUGGAAGGAUGUGUCGCAGCUGGAUGCUGUGAAUGCCAUUGAAAGCAUUGACACCUGGACAGAGUUUGUGGAAGGAAGGAACAAGACGGUCAGCAAACUGAUCAUCCAAGAAGCCAACGUUUCUGUCAUGUACAAGUGUGCAGCCUCUAACAAAGUUGGCCGUGAUGAACGGCUCAUCUAUUUCUAUGUAACUACCAUCCCAAAUGGGUUUGAAAUUGAAUCGCAGCCUUCAGAAGAACCCAUUGAGGGGCAAGACCUGAGGCUAAGCUGCAAUGCUGACAAUUACACGUAUGAGAACCUGCAGUGGUACCGACUCAACCUUUCGACACUGCAUGAUGAAGAGGGCAACCCGCUGGUCUUGGACUGCAAGAAUGUCCACCACUAUGCGACAAAGAUGCAAGGAGAGCUGCAUUUCAAACCCAACUCCAAUUACGCUGCUUUGACACUCACCAUUCCAAGCAUCUCACUAGAGGACGAAGGGGACUAUGUGUGCGAAGUGCAAAACAGGGAGAACAGCGAAAAGCACUGCCACAAAAGAUACAUCUCUGUGCAUGCUCUAGAGGUCCCCAGGUUGAAGCAGAACCUGUCAAACAUCUUGGUGAAUGUGAGUGAUUCCAUAGAGAUGCGCUGUAAAGUGGAUGGCACACACAUUCCAAACAUCAACUGGUAUAAGGAUGAGAAGCUUGUAGAAGAGGUCUCAGGGAUUGACCUGGCAGAUUCCAAUCAGAGGCUGAGUAUCCAGAGGGUGAGAGAAGAGGAUGCUGGCCUUUACCUGUGCAGUGUCUGCAAUGCCAAGGGUUGUGUGAAUUCCUCCGCCAGUGUCUCUGUAGAAGGUUCGGAUGACAGGACCAAUGUGGAGAUUGUGAUCUUAAUUGGGACAGGUGUCAUUGCUAUCUUCUUUUGGAUUCUCUUAAUCCUCAUCUUCUGUAACAUCAAGCGACCUGCUCAUGCAGAUAUCAAGACGGGCUACCUUUCUAUUAUCAUGGACCCAGGUGAAGUUCCCUUGGAUGAGCAAUGUGAAUACCUGCCCUAUGAUUCCAGCAAAUGGGAAUUCCCUCGGGAGCGACUUCAACUCAGUAAAGUCCUGGGCCAUGGAGCCUUUGGGAAAGUGAUGGAAGCCUCUGCAUUUGGAAUUAAUAAGAGUAACAGCUGUGAGACAGUGGCAGUAAAAAUGCUCAAAGAGGGAGCUACUGCAAGUGAACACAAAGCGCUUAUGUCAGAGCUGAAGAUCCUCAUCCAUAUAGGAAACCAUCUGAAUGUGGUUAACCUGCUGGGUGCCUGCACCAAACCUAAUGGUCCCCUCAUGGUUAUUGUUGAAUUCUGUAAAUAUGGAAAUCUCUCCAAUUAUCUGCGGACCAAACGGGAAGGAUUCAGUCCUUAUAGGGAAAAAUCUCCCCGACUACGCGUCCAAGUUCGUUCUAUCGUGGAAGCUGUCAGAGCAGACAGAAGGAGUCGGUCUGGUACCACUGACAGUGCAAUUCUUAAUAGACUUCUGAUGAACAAGAGCCAGGCAACACUGCCACCACCACUCAUACAAGAAGUGGAUGAUUUGUGGCAGAGCCCUCUGACAAUGGAAGAUCUGAUCUGCUACAGUUUCCAGGUGGCACGUGGUAUGGAGUUUUUAGCUUCCAGAAAGUGCAUCCAUAGAGACUUGGCAGCGCGCAACAUCUUGCUAUCAGAAAACAAUGUGGUCAAGAUCUGUGACUUUGGUCUGGCUCGGGACAUCUAUAAGGAUCCUGACUAUGUCAGGAAGGGCAGCGCUCGCCUCCCACUAAAGUGGAUGGCUCCAGAAAGCAUCUUUGACAAAGUCUAUACCACCCAGAGUGAUGUCUGGUCAUUUGGAGUCCUCCUAUGGGAGAUCUUCUCACUAGGUGCCUCCCCGUACCCUGGAGUCCAGAUCAAUGAAGAAUUUUGCCAGAGACUGAAAGAUGGCACCAGGAUGAGAGCUCCAGAAUAUGCCACUGCAGAAAUUUACCGUAUAAUGCUAAGCUGUUGGUAUGGUGAUCCCAAGGAAAGACCAACAUUCUCGGACUUGGUGGAGAUCCUGGGGAACCUUCUUCAGGAGAACGUCCAGCAUGAAGGGAAGGAUUAUAUCCCACUUAAUGACUCUCAGAGUUCUGAAGACGAUGGCUUCUCCCAGGUAGCUUCCUCCAUCCAGCAGAAUUCUGAUGAGGAAGAAUUUGACUUGAGGAUGCACUGUCAUAAUAUAGCAGCAAGAUAUUAUAACUGUGUGUCUUUUCCUGGCUGUUUAACUGGUGGGAAUCAGAUAAGGUGUCCAUCCAGAAUAAAGACUUUUGAAGAAUUUCCUAUGACACAAACCAUGUAUAAAGCACAUCCGGACAAUCAGACAGACAGUGGGAUGGUUUUGGCAUCUGAGGAGUUUGAGAGGAUAGAAAAUAGACACAGAAAAGAAAGUGCAUUCAGCAGUAAAGGAUCCAGUCGAAAUGCAGAAUCAAUAGUGGAUCAAUCAGACCUGAGGGGUAGGUGUCGGCCAUCGUACCAGUCCCAGCUCAGAGGCCAGACUUUUUACAACAGUGAAUAUGGGGAACUGUCAGAACAGUCGGAGGAAGGCAGCUGCACUCCACCCACUGAGGGAGCCAGUCCCUCCCUCCUCCAUGCUUCAUUCUUUUCAGACCAAUACUGAAGGGAAGAACAGAUUGUGGAGACACUCUGCCGAGAGACUACACUUCGCCCCUUAUGCAGCUCUACAUUUGUUCAGUGGAGGCCACUUUCCCUUCAUCCUUGAGGAAUCCACCGUAGGGAACCCCUGUGGAACAGAUGGUGAACUCCUUGGAUGUGAAGAUAGAUGCCAAGCAUUUUUAUGCGGGAUAUAGUCCUUUCAUUUGGCACUAGCACACUUCCUUGAUCUGAUUCUGUAUUUGCCCCCCACCGCCCUGCCACCCUCAAUUAGAUAUUGGAUGCAGUUCCCUGGGUGAAACAGGACUGUUCUGCCAGCAGAUGGAUGUGCAUAGAGAGCUGCAGCCUCCGCUCAGUAUUCAGCCUCCAUUCAAAUACUUUGCCGUAAUAAGCUUCAUUUCAGGUCAGAUAAAAAUAGAUGUGUCUUAGCUGAGUUUCUUCCUGAUAUGCAGCCUUGUUUGCUUCUGCUCUUGUUUCAUCUCAUCAUGGGAGGGGGAAGAAGCAAAUGAAUGAAUUUGGGCAAUGGAGGAGAAGCAGUAUUUCCAGACUUGGAGAGUCCUGCUUUGCUAGAUAUAGACAUUCCCUAUAGACACAUCAGUACACAACUAUAUAUUACAUACUUAAUUCUUGUAUGGUGUUACAUAUUUCAUUUAUGUUAGACACUAAGCCUAUUAUAAAUUUUAUUCCAUCACCAUUCCCAUGUCUGUGAUGGCAUUACUGGCUGCUCUAGUACAAGAGGACCACUUUAUCUCUGUGCAGUGGGGGAUUUGGUGUUAACUAGUUCAAGGUGGAAAUUAAUUUCCUUCACUCUCUACUGACUAACAGACUUGGAACCCAUUUAUGUGUCUAGUCAUCUCCCACCCCACCCCAGAAUCCCCGGGCAGCUAUAAAAUGUUCUUUAUUGGCAGCCAUCAUUUUCAAAAAUUUAGUGUCCCUUAUGAUCCCACGCCAAAGUGUGGAACUUUGUGGAACUGAAUGCAACCUUAUAGUAAUAGAGAAUCUAAUGAAACCCUUAACUGGUGUUUUUAGUUCUGUCCCUCUACCUCCCAAUUCCUACAUCCUUACUUCCUCUUCCCACGAUAUCAUAUGUUAGAAUGAAUAGUACAAAGUAAAUUUCUGCAAAUGUAUCUAAUUUGCAUUAUUUAUAAUGGGAGGAAUGCAAUGCAGGCCAUCAUUUUGUUAGUGCAAGCUGUUCUGCUUGCCUAAUUAAACAAUCUAUCCUGUCCUCUUGUUGUCCACUGUUCCAGGGGUUCUCCUGACACCUCAUCCCUGAGCCACUGGGGGAGGAUAUGGGGCACCAAAGGGAAGAAAGACCCAUUGCGCUAGCAGAAUUCCUUGUGUGGGCUUCCACACAAGUUAGCUGAGCCCAGCCCUGAGUCUGGAAUUUGAGGAUAUUGCUAAACAUUUACACACAUUUGCAUUCUUCCCUGACACAGUCUUUAGCAUAGUUUUCCAUCUUCUAAUUGUAAACCAUUGCAUCAAUGAGGUUUUGUUUUUUACAUAAAUGAGGAAUAAGUAUAGAGUCAAUCUGAACUUGUUUGUGUAGUUGUUCCCUUGCAUACCCUACGAGCCUUUCCCUCCCAGCUCCAAUUCUGAAGGACGCUGCCAUAGGAAAAUGUCUGUGAAAGUCUUAUGAAAUGGCUUUUGACCAGCUUGUGGACUUCACUUUGUAGUUCUGUACAGUGUCAGAGGCUCACACUCUCAAUUGUGUCUCCAUGUGAAAGAAUUUCUGCUUGCAGGCCAGGCUUCUGUUUAUAGAACUGAUAGUUUUGGUUUAGCUUUUUUUGUUUGUUUCAUAUUGGGCAUAUGCCCCCCCCCUCCAGAUUAUAUAUAUUCCUCCAUCAGAGGGCUUUAUGCAUUUACACAUUUGUAAUUAUCAUUGUUCAAGCCUUUUCUACAUUGAUUUGUAUCUUUAUGAGUGCACUCAAUGUCUUGUCCCCUUUUUAUUACAUUUCCUCUCUACAUAAGUAUACAAUUGUGGUUUAGUUAUUAUCAGGUGUGGAAGUUCUCCUGCCUCUGUGUGUGUAUUACAUAUUCUGUAGAAAGGGGAAGGGGGACUCAAAGAGGCAUGUAAAUGGUGUACAAAUGGAAAACACAAUUCUACAUGGAAUAUUUCCUUCCUUCUUACUGUUAGCAGAGUCCCAUUGACCUGAACAGCUGAGAACUUCACAAACUGGACCCAUUUCAGAUGUACUGGUAGUGCACUGAAUCACUACCCAGAUGCAGAUGAAGUCCCUCUGCCCUGAGCAAUGUACACAUGCAAGCUGUAAAUCUAAUCUAAUCAAGUGUUCCAGAUUACAGGAAAGCUGAAAGAUCAUGUUGCAGCUGCCUUAGGACCGAACAACCUGUUCAUUGAGCAUUCAUUCUCAUUUCUUUGCAGGAAGGCAAAGAAUUCUCAUUCAUUCUCAUUUCUUUGCAUCCAAGCAGACACUUAAUACCUAGUUUAAAAAUAUAAGGGACAGUGUGGAACCAUAACAAGUUUAGUGUUCUAUGAGCAUCUACCGGUAUAUGUGACUUACUCAUCCUGUAUUAUUGUUAUAGGCACCAGUUGAUAUUUAAUGGGGGAUAAACUCUCGAGUACACAGCAUCCAGGAAUUAGAGCAUUUGAAAUGUGACAUUGUUCCUGCAGUGAUAAGAAAAACCCUGUUGGGUGAUGUCAAAGGCCCAUCUAGUCCAGCAUCCUCCUCUCACAGUGGCCAAUUACAGAGUGUAUCUGGAGGGGUGUGUGCAUCCACCUCUCACAGGAUUAAAAUGUCACAAGGAAAGCAGCCCUCAGUGUUAAUGUGUGAAGAAGCCACAUUCAAGAUUCCACUUCCAGUUUUAUUCUCUUGCAAUACUAAACUAGCAGUAGUACUUCCAGUUCAUUAAAAUAACUUACUUUAAAAACUAUAAUCUUUUUUCUCUUUUCUCAUAUUCCUGUUUACCCAGAGGUGUAAUUAGGGGUUUGCGAAAAAUCAGGGGCCCAGGUCGGGGGGAGGGGCAAAAGCCACCUACAUAUGGAGUGUAUGACGUAUAUAUAUAUAUAUAUAUAUAUAUAUAUAUAUAUAUAUAUAUACUGUAUAUGGCAACACGACACUGCUAUUGCGGCGAACUCAAACGCUGGAGAAGCCUCCCGUUCUUCUCACACCACAACAGAAAGGCGUGCAUUUUUUUUUCACCCUUCCUCUUCACCUCACUCUCACUCCGGAUGCUUCGGGUACUUGGUUGUGUAAAAUGUAAGAAUUUCUAAUAUGAUAUUGUGGUAAAGUGAUGGGGGAGGGCACCAAUACAGCUCCUUGCCAAGGAUGCAAGAGACCCUUGAUACGCCUCUGUGUUUAUCUGCUUAAUUUUACAUGGCUUCAAUUGCUUAAAUAAAGCAUUUAAAGAAAUGUUUACCAAUAUAGUAGCAAACUCUGUAAAGCGUUAAGCAAACUGCAAUGGUAGAAGGCCAUAUCAAUUCUAGAGGAAGGUAUUAUCCCACAAAUCCCAUUAAUGCACCAAUAAUUGUAAACGGGGUUUUUUUAAUAGGAAAAAAAUGAAAACCAAUUAUAGUACUCAGUGAGUAUGGAGGGGCAAUUUGCUCAUGCUAGGUCAAAUAACCAAGUGCCUCCGGACAUGGCCAGUUCUUCCUUAUUGUGAGAUAGCAGUUUCUUUCCUUAGAAAGCACUGCUAAUAACAAGGCCAGUGGAAGUGAUGAUAUUCCAGCUGAACUAUUUAAAAUUUUAAAAGAUGAUGCUGUUAAGGUGCUACACCCAAUAUGCCAGCAAGUUUGGAAAACUCAGCAAUGGCCAGAGGAUUGGAGAAGAUCAGUCUACAUCCCAAUUCCAAAGAAGGGCAGUGCCAAAGAAUGCUCCAACUACCGCACAAUUGCGCUCAUUUCACACGCUAGCAAGGUUAUGCUUAAAAUUCUACAAGGCAGGCUUAGGCAGUAUGUGGACCGAGAACUCCCAGAAGUGCAAGCUGGAUUUCGAAAGGGCAGAGGAACCAGAGACCAAAUAGCAAACAUGCGCUGGAUUAUGGAGAAAGCUAGAGAGUUCCAGAAAAACGUCUACUUCUGCUUCAUUGACUAU